Molecule: messenger RNA, 1267 nt
Organism: Lobosporangium transversale
Lineage: Eukaryota; Fungi; Mortierellomycota; Mortierellomycetes; Mortierellales; Mortierellaceae
Exons: 4
Coding region: 145-1212 (355 amino acids)
Biological process (GO): carbohydrate metabolic process
Molecular function (GO): hydrolase activity, hydrolyzing O-glycosyl compounds
Source: RefSeq, a predicted model, not a curated record
CUUUUCUCGUCCUAUUUCUUCGCUUUCUUUUCUUCUUCGCCUUGCUCUUUGAACACCACCUUCUCACAUUCCUUCAUAGUAUAUAUUUUUGUCCUUUCACGAAAAAAAACACAUCCAUAUUCAUACACGUAUUCCAUACCAAUUAUGCGCCUGCUCAAUCCUUCCUUGGCGUUGCUCCUGCUAAUACUACCCUUGGAUGACCUCUGGAUUGAACCAGUCCAGGCAUCGUUCUUUUCCUCUGUCUCCAAGUCAGACAACUCCAUCACCUGUGGCACGUCUCACUCUCCAUGCCCUGUUACUGCUCCUUGUUGUAACAAUGGAGUCUGUCAAAAGACAUCGUAUGAAGCCUGUUCCAUCGCACUGGGCUGUGAACCUGAGUUUUCACAUCCACAAAAGGACACCUCAUCACACUCUUCUAAAAAAUCUUCUGGAGAUGACUAUCAGCCCCAGAAUCCACAGAGCUGCUUCCCUUUACCGGUUUGUCGACCCUUGACUGAGAAAUUUAAGAGUAACCAGCCUGACAAGAAAGGCCUGCAUCUACCCUUGAUCCCUAAACAAAACUUUUCAGGGAAUCCAGAUCAAGCCCAUUGGACCUCAGAUUUCGAUUAUAUUGCGCCUUACGCACAAGUAGAUCCCAAACAAAAGAAGCUGCUCUUGACCGCUAGGAGAGACGCAGUCAAGACCCAAAGUGGAGGUGGAUUUGGGGCGACAGUGUCAUCGACGCGUUGGAACAGGUAUGGAACUUUUGCUGCCAAAUUCAAGUCCGGCGCGACGGGUCCAGGUAUUGUUACUGCCAUGAUGCUUUCGAACCCUAUUCUUGGAGAAGAAAUCACUAUCGAGGUCACGGGUCGUGAUCCCAAGACUGUUAUUACGGAUUUUUAUCGCCAUUCUGCUCAAAGGAGUCAUCCAUCGUCUUCAUCAUCCUCAUGGUUGCCUUCGUUCAAGUCUGUGACCCCUUCACUCGAUGGUCUCCGAAUCCGGACACGAAGAUUCAAGGAUAUGAUCUUACCUGGUGGUGGCACGAAGACCCGAAAGAAUAAGGCACUCACUACAGAUGUAGUGGUCGUUCAGCAUAGUGAUGCUGAAGAUGAUGAUAUUUCGAAAAGUCUGCCACAGAGAACGAGCUUGUUUACAAGAUUGAGUGGACUCCAGAGCGUAUCCGAUGGUCCGUCGAUGGACAUGUUCUUCGAACCCUCACAGCCAAAGAUUUGAAGGCUGAACGCGGCUAUGGUUUGCCGUCUCAUCCAAUGCUCCUCCAGUUCACGAU